Trichomycterus rosablanca is the source of this 3900-nucleotide messenger RNA. It is a transcript of the gene bmp5, whose product is annotated as bone morphogenetic protein 5. The transcript is spliced from 7 exons. The record is from RefSeq and is a predicted model, not a curated record. NCBI's taxonomy places the organism in Eukaryota, Metazoa, Chordata, Actinopteri, Siluriformes, Trichomycteridae. Gene Ontology annotation, molecular function: cytokine activity; growth factor activity. Gene Ontology annotation, cellular component: extracellular region. The coding region runs from base 1 to 1353 and encodes 450 amino acids.
AUGAAAGUGUUAACACUUUGCCACUGGGCAGCAUUGGCACUUCUUUGUAGCUGCCUCGGCUUCUUUCAAAGCGUUCAAUGCGCUUUAGGAGACAACCAUGUUCACUCAAGUUUUAUUUACAGGCGCUUGAGAAACCACGAGCGCCGAGAGAUUCAGAGAGAGAUUCUGUCCAUCUUGGGUUUACCCCAUCGUCCGAAACCCUUCUCUCCGGCUAAACAGGCUUCCUCUGCCCCGCUCUUCAUGCUCGAUCUGUACAACGCCAUGACCACAGAGGAAACUGAGGAAGAAGCGAUACUGGAGACUGAAAGCAAAGGGAUCAGUAUGAACUCUUUAUCGCGUAAAAACCAGCACGCGUCUCCGUACGGAUACUCCCGAGCUCCAGCGGCAUGGGCCAGCCAGAGUCCACCUUUAGCCUCUUCCCAUGAUACCAACUUUCUGAACGAUGCCGACAUGGUCAUGAGCUUUGUGAAUCUGGUGGAGCGGGACAGGGAUUUCUCGCACCAACGGAGGCACUAUAAAGAGUUCCGUUUUGACCUGACUCAGAUUCCUGAUGGAGAGGCUGUUACAGCAGCUGAAUUUCGCAUCUAUAAAGAUCAGAGUCAUGGCAGAUUUGAAAAUGUCACACUGAAGGUCUCUAUAUACCAAGUAAUCAAGGAAUAUCCAAACAGGGAUGCAGAAACAUUUUUGCUUGAUUCAAAGAAGAUUCGGGCGUCAGAUGGGGGGUGGCUGGUGUUUGACAUCACAGCCACUAGCAAUCACUGGGUGCUUAACCCGCAGCAGAACAUGGGACUACAGCUCAGCGUAGAGACCAUGGAUGGUCGGAGCAUUAACAUGAAGUCAGCUGGGAUCAUUGGCAGGAGUGGGCCACAAUCCAAGCAGCCUUUUCUUGUCGCAUUUUUCAAAGCCAGUGAGGUGUUGCUGCGCUCUGUAAGAGCCACAGGGGGGAAGAGAAAGAAUCCUAGCAGGAACAAAAGCAGAACUCAACAGAAAACCUCCCAGGCUCCCAGGGUUGAAGAUCAAAACACCAGCGAGCAGAAGCAGGCCUGUAAGAAGCAUGAGCUUUAUGUUAGCUUCCGUGAAUUAGGCUGGCAGGAUUGGAUUAUUGCUCCUGAAGGUUAUGCAGCUUUUUACUGCGAUGGAGAAUGCUCGUUUCCGCUCAACGCACACAUGAAUGCAACAAAUCAUGCAAUUGUUCAGACAUUGGUCCAUCUUAUGUUUCCUGAUAACGUGCCAAAGCCCUGCUGUGCCCCAACCAAACUAAAUGCCAUAUCUGUACUUUACUUCGAUGACAGCUCCAAUGUAAUUUUAAAGAAGUACCGCAACAUGGUAGUCAGAUCUUGUGGGUGCCACUGAAGGUGAAGACCAUACAUGUUUGGUUGUAUGUUUUGUGAACAUAGAUUAAGCCUGGUAUGGGAUAUAUUAACACAGUAAUGGUGGGGUUUAUAAACUAAAAGUCUUUUCAAAAUCUUGGACUUUUCAGUUGAGGUCUAAAUUGUACAUACGUACAUGAAUAAGGUUAUGUAUGUCAGUAGUAGUCUUGGAAUUUUAAGAAUUUCUACAAUUGUUCUUUUUCUUUGAUUGAAUGAUUGGAAGGGUUGGGGUUAGAGUUUUAGUGUAUUGCAGAUUUUAGGUAAAAAAUAUGUCAUUUAAAAAGUAAUCUGCCAUGAAAACUGCUGUUGGAACAAAGGUGUCACAAUUCACAGUCAGCCAAGCUUUACGUAACAUGUGAGGAUUUCAAGCUGUUUUACAAUACAGAAGCCCCAUUUUUAAAAUCAGCCACUUAAAUCUCAACUACAGCUUUGAAAGCCACUUGGAGAACAGUUGAAAUGAAAAAAAACAUCUAGUAUUUUUGAGAAAUGCGCAUGUGAACUAUUAUUUAGCCCUAUCCUCAGUACUUGGUGGAACAUUCUUUUGCCUUGAUAAUAAGUGAUUAACUUUUUAACACUUCUCUGAGUUCUUUAGGCUGUCUUUUAUUUAUUUCUCUGUUCAGGUAAUACCAUGCUGCCUCUAUAAUAUUCAGGUUUGGACUCUGUGGAGGCCAGUCCAUGACUGUUAGUGUUUCAUCAGCCGUUUUUCUUUUCCAGUAUGAUUUUACUGCAUUGACAGUGUGCUUGGGAUCAUUAUCAUGGUUCAAAAAUUACAUUUAGCAGAUGCUCUUAUCCAGAGCGACUUACAGAAGUGCUUCCAGAGUAAACAUUUCCUACUCUACUCUAUUUUAGGAAAUAAGAAAUGAAUAAGAAGUACAUGUUAGUUCUCAGCUUAGUGGCUUAGUAAAGAGGUGGGUUUCUAAUUGUCUUUUGAAGACGUUGAGAGACUCGAAUGUUCAGACAGAGUGCAAGUACAGAAUAGAGUCUUGAUGCGUGUCUUCCCUGAGUUCUGGGUGGAGGAUCAAGGCGAGCAAGACUAGAGGCUCGGCGGUUGCAUGGUACAGAGCUGGUCCAUUGGCUUUGUAGGCGAGCAUCAGUGUUUUAAACUGAAUGCUGGCAGCUACAGGAAGCCAGUGAAGAGAACACAGCAGUGGGGUGAUAGUUGCAAGGGUUUACUAGUGGACAUGGGAGUACCUGCCAGGAGGGAGUUGCAGUAGUCCAGCCGAGAUAUUAUGAGUAAUUGAACAAGAAUCUGAGUGGACAAAUCUUCUUAAUGUGGUAAAGGAGGAACCAGGACGAUCUUGUCAUGUUAGCUACGUGAGGAGAGAAGGACAGCUGGUUAUCCAGGACAACACCAAGGUUUUGUGCCUUGUCAGAUGGUUUGAUUUGCAGGUCUUUAAGAGAGAUGACUAGAUCCUGGGUUAAAGAUUGAUCUCCAGGAAUAAGUAUCAGUUCUGUCUUGCUGGGAUUAAGUUUUAGGUGUUAGGUGAUGAAUGGACAUCCAUAGUGAGAUAUAUCGCAGACAUGCUGAGAGAAAAUAAAACUAUUCCCUAUAAAUUAAUUAAAAUAACCUGACAAUUUAAAAAAUUCAAUAAAAAAAUUCAAUAAAAAAAUAAAAUAAAAAUAGAAUAAAAAAAAUAAAAAAAUCGCUAACAUCACUGGCAGACAGACCCUCCACCAUAUUGCACUAAAGGCCGCAAACACUCUGUCUUCCAUCUCUCUCCAACUUUUGUUCUCACAUAUUGUUAAAGACUGGACUCUGGACUGGAUUCGUCACUCCAUAAUACUCUUUUCCACUGAUCUCUAUUCCAGUCUUUGUAAGCCUGUGGUAAAAGUGGUUUCUUGGCUGCUACCCUUCCAAAAAUUUCCAAACAAGCUUCUUCUGACUGCAGACUGUAGAAGGGUCAACUCGGCACCCUGAUUAAGCUGCCAGAAUCUAAGCCAGAUCCUUGCUGGUCUUCAUCUGGUCUCUCUUUUUAUUUUAUGGCUGUAUUCUAAUAAGGCAUAUAUGGUGACCAAGAAAUAUAUGGCCAUUCUACCAUUGCUACAACAAUAAAUCAAAUGUUGGCCUAAGACUUUAUCCAGUCAUGAUGUUAAAGAAAAAUAACGGUGUCAGAAGUAAUAAAAAUACCUGAAUCCCUAAAGUGUGUGUACAUUUUCGAGUUUAACUGUAGGCUAAUUAGUAUAAGUAAAAAUGCUGCAGUUACACACACAGCAAAUAUCCAGUUCUGACUUUUGAUGUACAGUGUUAUGUAUAUACUAGUUCAUGAAUGCUAUCCAUAUUAUUUAUUUAUUUGGUUUAACUUUAAUAAAACUGACCAAGUAGAAUGUACAUAGAACCGGUUCAAACUUGCAGGUACCAAAAGCAGAUACUGCUUACCUGAAAGCUGUUAAAAAAUCAGUGCAGUAAGCAGUAAUGAGGAUGUUUGAUUUCUUAUUCCUUACAUUAGUAAUUUAAGUAAUAUAUUUUGCUAAAUAUAUUGCAUUUACUUUAUUAGAACAAUUAUAAUGUGUUAUUAAAUAUAUUUUCAAA